CCUCGCUGCACGCACUCGCCUGCCCUUGUUCGCUCUCGCCGCUACUACCCUCAGCACCACCACCUCGUUCGCCCCCGCCGUCGUCAUGGCCGCCUCGAACCCCAAGUCCCGCAACUUCGCGACUGGCCCGCCCGCCAGCGAGUCGGGCAUCGACUUGUACACCUGGCCGACCCCGAACGGCCUCAAGAUCAAUGUCGCCCUCGCAGAGCUCGCCAACCUCGGCACGCCCGCCCUCUCGUGGACUGAGCACCCGGUCAACAUCAUGAAGGACGAGCAGAAGGCCGACUGGUUCACGCACGGCGUCAACCCUAACUCGCGCAUCCCCUCCAUCAUCGACCGCUCGAGGAACGACACGCGCGUGUUUGAGACGGGCUCGAUCCUGCUUUACCUCAGCAAGGCGUACGACGUCGACUACAAGCUCCACUUCGAGGACGACGCCGUCGAAGCCGAGAUGUGGUCCUGGGUCUUUUUCCAGCACGGCGGUACGGGUCCGAUGUUCGGCCAAGCCGGCCACUUUCUCAACGCCGCGCCGGUCAAGGACGUCUACGCCGCCCGCAGGUACAUCAACGAGUCGAAGCGUCUCCUCGGCGUGUACGAGCAGCGCCUGAGCGAGGAGGGUGGGAGGGACUACCUCGUCGGGCCGGGCAAGGGCAAGUUCAGCUACGCCGACGUCGCCUCGUUCACCUGGGUCCGCGCGCACCCGUACUCGCUCGGCAUCGUCUCGCUCGCCGAGGCGGGCUUCCCGCUCACGGACGCCUGGGUGCGCCGCUGCGAGGCGCGCCCCGGCGCGGGCAAGGCGGUCCAGGGCGACAUGAUCGCCAAGAUGAAGGCGCAGGACGGGUGGGCGGACAAGUGCAGGGACAAGGUCAAGUGGGUCUGGGAGGAGGAGGCCGCCGAGGGGCGCAAGAGGGACGAGCUCUAAGCGGAGGAAACCGAGCGAGGGUUGGGAAGUCGACCGGGAGCUUGAAACUCGAAUUUGUGCCGCUUUC
This is a messenger RNA of Rhodotorula graminis WP1, 989 nucleotides long. RefSeq lists its product as uncharacterized. The coding region runs from base 86 to 922 and encodes 278 amino acids. NCBI's taxonomy places the organism in Eukaryota, Fungi, Basidiomycota, Microbotryomycetes, Sporidiobolales, Sporidiobolaceae. The transcript is spliced from 7 exons. The record is from RefSeq and is a predicted model, not a curated record.